AUGAGCGCAGGUGGGUGGGCAGGCGUGCGUGUGCGUGUAUGGGAAAGCGAUGUGGGCUAUGGCGCGGCAAAUGAUCUGCAGCAGUGCCCUGGUGACAUGGCCCGCGGCCCACCUGCUCUGCGGACAAGCUUGACGCUUGACCCAAGCACGCGUGCCCUGCCAUGGGGCUCGUCGCCGGCACCUGUCCUGGAUACGCACACGCCGUCUUGGCUCCAGAUGCUGCCGUCGUCGCCGCAGCACACGCAGCUUGCCGGCACAAAGGUGGGACGGUGUCGGCAGGCCCCUUGCGUCACCCUUCCUGUACCGAACGACGACAUGGGCAGCGGGACGGCGCGCGGCGCUGCAACAGAAAAGUGUAUCCAUGAUGCCGCCGUGGCCGUGCUCUGCAAUGCGCGCCCUCGUGCUGGGUCGAGGUUGGGCGUAAUGAGGCCGGGCGGAGGGCUGCUAGCGGCCAUGGCUGCCAACGGGCCUGGCACCGGGCGCCCGGCUGGCACCAAAAAGCAAACCUUGGAUGCAUACGAUGAUGACUCUGGACGCACCACGCCUGGCUCAGUCUCGCACGAGGCGAGGGAGCGGGUGCUGGGGACCGCGGAGAUUAAGCCCUCUGCGCGUCGUAUCAUGUGGCUAGUCAGCGUCGGGCGUGGAUGCGAAAGCGUCGCUUGUGCCGACGAGCUGAUGCUAUACUAUAGCAGGCGUAGGGCGAGUACGGGGCAGGGCAGGGCAUGGCAUGGCACGGCAUGGCUUGCGUGGACGCGGUCAGGCAUGGGCGCUCCAUUGGCCAUUGGCGGCGGCGGCGGCGGGCAUGGUGCGGAAUGCCAUGGCAGCGCUGGUGCUGGUGCUGGUGCUGGUGCUGGUGCUGGUGCUGGUGCUGCCAGCAUCCAUGGGGAUUCCAGCGCAUGCCCGGGGGACAGGGCGCUCAGGGUGUUGGGCGGGCAGCCAAUGGGUCCCAGACGUCCACAGCGAUGGGUGGAGCCGCCUCGGACUGCCUCUUGCAUUCAUGCCGGCACGCCUGCGUGUAGUCGACCAGCCCCAGCCCCAGCGUCAGCGCCCGUUUCGCUUUUAAAUACGUCGCGUAUCGCUCUCGCCCUACCGCCUGAGAUCCCGGCCCUCUCUACCCACCAGCAGCCCGUCCUCUGCGACUGCUCUGCUGCUCCCACCCUCCCUCCAUCCAUACUAAAACACAAGCCCGCUGCUGCUGCUGCUGCCUCCAAGCCUCUUCUUCUCCUCCUCCUCCUCCCCGCCACCGCCUCCGCCGCCAUCGCUAACCCCGUCCGUCCUCUGCUUUUGUUUCCCCGCCCUCUGCAGCCCGCCGCCACCCGCGCCGCGUCAACAGCGAGAGAGGCGUCCCCCCUCCACCGGCCCAUGCCCAGCGCAAACGCGUCGUCGACUCUUCCACUCGCUGUCCCAAUUGCUGCUGCCUUUUACUAG
This is a messenger RNA of Exserohilum turcica Et28A, 1428 nucleotides long. RefSeq lists its product as uncharacterized. The record is from RefSeq and is a predicted model, not a curated record. NCBI's taxonomy places the organism in Eukaryota, Fungi, Ascomycota, Dothideomycetes, Pleosporales, Pleosporaceae. Bases 1 to 1428 code for a protein of 475 amino acids. The transcript has 7 exons.